This is a messenger RNA of Rubroshorea leprosula, 641 nucleotides long. The record is from the annotation of a GenBank genome assembly. Lineage: Eukaryota; Viridiplantae; Streptophyta; Magnoliopsida; Malvales; Dipterocarpaceae.
CUCCCUCAUUUCCCUCUGUUUUCCGUCUCUGCGAAUUCUUCCACAAUCAGGAUGCAGGCAAGUGAUAGGUUUAACAUCAAUUCCCAGCUUGAGCAUCUUCAAGCUAAGUAUGUCGGAACCGGCCACGCCGAUUUGAAUCGAUUUGAGUGGGCAGUGAACAUUCAACGGGAUAGCUACGCGUCGUAUACUGGGCAUUACCCGUUAUUGGCUUUCUUUUCUGUAGCUGAGAAUGAAUCCAUUGGAAGGGAACGCUACAAUUUCAUGCAGAAAAUGCUGUUGCCUUGUGGUCUGCCUCCUGAAAGAGAAGAUGACAGUUGAGCAAAAGUUGAGCAAUGCUCUGAAUGCCUAGCUCCAGGACUCUUUGAUUCUUGAGUCUUUCCAAAUUACAACUACCCAUGGAUUUGUUUUAAGUACAAACUUAUGUACUCUUAUAAACUCUGAAUGAUUCUGAUGAAAAAUGACUAGCUACAUUUUAGUCUGAUUGACAUGUCCUAGUGUAGUUUUAUGUUAGAUGCAAAUUACUUGAGGCUUGGAAAUUUAGAGCAUAUUCACUUCUUCAGUAUGCUAGUCUUUUAUUUGUUAAAUUGAGCGUGCUAGUUUGGUGCUUGUAUUCUUGUUGCAAUUAAAAGACUUCUCCCCAG